UUUCUAUUAUUUUUCAGUUAAAAUGUACAUAUAGCUAUAUUUAGGCAAAAAAUUUAAUGUACAAUAAUAUAAUUAAAAAAAAUAAUAAUAAACCAGCCAAGCAAUGGGUCGUUAUGAGUAUGAAAAACUCACACUAUUACCUUUAAGUUCAAACAGUUCUAAUUCAACUAUUAAUCACUCAUCAGCAUCUUCAUCAUCGGCCGAUGGUGAUGAUAAUAGUGAUCAUGAGCAUGAAGAUUCUGCCGUUGAAUUCAAACAGAAUAAAACAAAACAAUUUCGCAAAAAAAUAGCCGGUGCCAUACGUACAACCUCAGCUACGUUAACAGCGAAUAAUCGACGCAAACUGCACAUAAAUCGUGGGUUGGGAAAACGCCUAACACGCCUAUUAUUGUGUGCUUUUAUGAUUCCCAUGUUGUUAUUUUUAACAUUUUAUAGUACUAUAUUCUCGGGUGCCUCAUCGAGACAUUAUCCCUUGUCCGAUUGGGAUUUUAGUGUGUCACGUAAUAUUAGUGAUUAUGUUUUGCCAUUAAAUGAUACGACAUUAUUGGAACCGCGUCAUAAGUGUCAUGAGAAAAUGUUCAUUUUAAUUGUUGUAUGUUCGAGUUUAAAUAAUUUUGUUGCAAGACAAACCAUACGAGAAACAUGGGGCAAUACAACGGAAUUCAAUUACAGCAUGUUUGAGAAAUUGCACUCGCAUUUAAGCGACAAAUAUUUGCGACCAAAACGCCAACGCAUUGAAUUAUUUCAAGAAUUUUUCAAAUUAAAUGGCAAUCAAACGACAGCAAUUCCACCAGCCGCAAUGCCAGUAAGAAUAUUAUUCUUAUUGGGUCAUACAAAAAUUGACACAGCUGACGGUAUGGGCGGCAACGGGGGUAAUAAUGAAACUUACAUACGUCUUCAACAAGAAGCCGAACAAUAUGAUGAUAUAAUACAGGAAAAUUUUUUAGAUACUUACAAUAAUUUAACCAUUAAAUCGGUGAUGGCUUUAAAAUGGAUAACGCGCAAUAAAUGUUUUGAAAAGGCUGCAUUUUUUAUGAAAUGUGAUGAUGAUACAUUUGUUAAUGUACCCAAUCUAUUGCAAUUUCUAUUGGGUGGCACCGUUCCACUGUACAAUGAAACAUUAGAUUACUAUGACAGUCGUACGUAUCAGACUUUAUCGGCCAUAAAUCGUUUAAAUGCCACCACCAACUAUAUGGUCGGUUAUAUGUUCUGUAAAGCUCCCGUUUUGGCAAAUGUUAAGAGUAAAUGGUAUAUGCCUUAUUAUAUGUACAGUAAAGAUUAUUAUCCCACUUAUUUAUCGGGUUCUGGUUAUCUAAUGUCCAUGGAUGUGGUACCACGCCUUUAUGAAGCUUCCUUAAAUACUAGUUUAGUGUAUUUAGAAGAUGUUUAUGUUACCGGCAUGUGUGCCGAAAAGGCCAAUAUACAAAGACAUCAUCAUCCUUUAUUUAAUUAUGGUCGUUAUAAGCAUUCGUGUACAUUGAAAGGUAUGAUAACUUUGCAUAAACUCACCAACGAUGACAUGUAUGCUGCUUAUAAUUUUGUAACAAAUGUUACAUAUCAUUGUCCGCCACCAGGUAAAUAUUUUAAGCGUAUACGUUUACGUAGAUUAAGUGGCUGUGGUUAAAAUUUAAUAAUUAUAUUUAUAAUGGUAAGUCCUCUUUAGCAUAAAGACACACUUUUUUCUUUAAGGGGAGUGUUUAAGAUUAUGAAAUUUGUUUAAAUUUGUGUUUUUUAUUCUUAAUUAGCACAAAUUUAUAAAUAACUAAAAGUUACAUUGUAGAUAGCUCAAAUUGUAUUGUAAGCAGUAUUUUUUAUUAAAAAUUAUUUUAGGAUUUUUUUAAUCUACAUUCUCUAAAUUCUUAUUUUGAAAUAAAAUUAGUUGUUGUAAGAUUUAGUUGGUUUAUUUUUGAAAUUAAACUGAAAAUCAGUCUCGACCAAAAUGCACACUACAUUUGCUAUGAAAAUAAAUGCUUCAUCAGCAAAAUAUUGUUUUAAAUUUUUAUCCAGUGACCGGAUUGUACAAAUCAUGGUGAUUUCGUUAAAAUAUUCCAAAUAUAUAUUUUUUGGAAUUUUAUAAACAUUCGAAGAGAUGCAGAAAUUCCAAGGAAAGAUUCGGACUUAAUGAUACAAAUCUUUUAGAAAGUCGAUAUAUAGUCCCUGGGUUUUUUCAAAUUUUCUUGGUCUGUAUUCUAUAGUCAAUAUUGUAUAUUCUAGACUCUAGUAUAGUUUAUAGUCUAUAUCUACAGUCUAGUCUAUAGUCUAGUCUAUAGUCUACA
Molecule: messenger RNA, 2276 nt
Organism: Lucilia cuprina (Australian sheep blowfly)
Lineage: Eukaryota; Metazoa; Arthropoda; Insecta; Diptera; Calliphoridae
Product: lactosylceramide 1,3-N-acetyl-beta-D-glucosaminyltransferase-like
Exons: 4
Coding region: 104-1624 (506 amino acids)
Cellular component (GO): membrane
Molecular function (GO): hexosyltransferase activity
Source: RefSeq, a predicted model, not a curated record